Messenger RNA from Triticum dicoccoides, 2093 nucleotides. RefSeq names its product cytochrome P450 94C1-like. The coding region runs from base 83 to 1666 and encodes 527 amino acids. The record is from RefSeq and is a predicted model, not a curated record. The transcript has a single exon. Gene Ontology annotation, molecular function: heme binding; iron ion binding; monooxygenase activity. NCBI's taxonomy places the organism in Eukaryota, Viridiplantae, Streptophyta, Magnoliopsida, Poales, Poaceae.
CAUAUGAAACCCCGCGCGCGCGCACACACACGCACGUACGAUAGAUAAAAGCAGCUAGCGCCGUCGUUACGUCGUGCUCGUCAUGGGCGUCGAGGCGGCGCUGCAUGGGGCGGCGGCGGAGGCGGCGCUGCAUGGGGCGCUCUCGCUGCAGCCGCACGUGGCCAGCGCCUUCUUCGCGCUCGCGGCGUGCACCGUGGCGCUCGCCGCCCUCCUGGCCGUGGCGCGCACGCGCCCGCCGUGGUGGUGCGACUGCGCGGUCUGCGAGGCCUACCUCACGGCGUCGUGGGCAGGCGAGUUCGACAACCUCUGCGACUGGUACGCGCACCUGCUGCGCCGCUCGCCGUCGCAGACCGUGCACGUGCACGUGCUCCGCAACGUGCUCACCGCCAACCCCGUCACCGUCGACCACAUGCUGCGCGCGCGCUUCGAUAACUACCCCAAGGGCAAGCCCUUCUCCGCCAUCCUCGCCGACCUGCUCGGCCGCGGGAUCUUUAACGUCGACGGAGACGCGUGGCUGUUCCAGCGGAAGCUCGCCGCGGCCGAGCUUGCGUCCCCGGCGCUCAGGGCUUUCGCCUCGGGCGUCGUCGCCUCCGAGCUGCGGGGCCGUCUCGUUCCCCUGCUUGACUCUGCAUGUUCCCACGACGACGACGGUGGCAAGGUGCUGGACCUGCAGGACGUGUUCCGUCGCUUCGCCUUCGACUGCAUAUGCAAGAUCUCCUUCGGCCUCGACCCGGGCUGCCUCGAGCUGUCCAUGCCGGUAUCGGCGUUCGUUGACGCGUUCGACACGGCGUCGAUGCUCUCAGCGAGGCGCGCGACCGCCCCGUUGCAGAUCAUAUGGCGGCUGAAGCGGUUCUUCAACGUCGGGGACGAGAGAAAGCUCCGGGAAUCCGUGCGCCUCGUCGACGGGUUCGCCGCGGAGGUCACCCGGCAACGACACAAGCUCGGCGGCGCCGCGUCCGGCAGCGACCUCCUGUCGCGGUUCAUGGGCUCCAUCAGCGACGAGAGGUACCUCAGGGACAUCGUGGUCAGUUUCAUGCUCGCCGGCCGCGACACAGUCGCCUCAGCGCUGACCGCCUUCUUCCUGCUCCUCUCCGAUCACCCGGAGGUCGCCGCCGCCAUCCGGGACGAGGUGUCACGCGUCGCGGGCGACGACGACAACGACCGGCCGAGCUUCAGCAAGCUCAAGGACAUGCACUACGUGCACGCGGCGCUGUACGAGAGCAUGCGGCUGUUCCCGCCGGUGCAGUUCGACUCCAAGUUCGCGGCGGGCGACGACACGCUCCCGGACGGCACGGCGGUGGCCAAGGGCACCCGGGUCACCUACCACGCCUACGCCAUGGGCCGGAUGGAGUCCGUGUGGGGCCCCGACUGCUCCGAGUUCCGGCCCGAGCGGUGGCUCCGCGACGGGCAGUUCGUCCCGGUGAGCCCGUACCGGUACCCGGUGUUCCAGGCCGGCGUGCGCGUCUGCGUCGGCAAGGACCUCGCGCUCAUGGAGAUGAAGGCCGCCAUCGUCGCCGUCGUCCGCAGCUUCGACAUCGAGGCGAUCGGCCGGAGCUCGCGCCGGCCCAAGUUCGCGCCGGGGCUGACGGCCACGUUCGCCGGCGGGUUGCCGGUCAGGGUCCGCCGGCGACCGCGUGGUGUGAGCGGGCACAGCCCACCAACCUGAUACGGAAUAAACAACAGUUGGUGUCCUGACGAUCGCGCUCUUGUUGGCCUAUUCUCGCCCGUUUCUUCCUUUCGAACAGGGAUAAAAUCGCGCGCUAGAUUGUAUGCCGCUGGCAGUCCGUGGCCACUGGUGCCGUGAGUGCGCUGGCGUUUGGCAGCACCGAGCAGCAGCUGAUCGAUGAUGCUGGACGAUUGAUUAGUCAGUACGUACGCAGCUCUCCACUUGAGAUUGAGAGUCGAGAUCGAUAGAUCUACAGAUAGAUUCCUCGAAUCGACAGCAAAUUAUUGAGAUCGGGUCGGAGUACGCGCGACUGUUAUGUGGUACGGAUAACGGAAAGACUAUAUAAACCGUUGGGGGAAAUACCUCCUUGGCUCUCCGGAGGAUGUGUACUUGAUAUUAAAAAACAGUAAUUGUGAAAAAAGAUAAA